GCGGCCUCCUCCUCCUCCUCCUCCCGCUGCUGCUGCCGCCGCCGCGGAGUUUGGGGAGAGCGAGGCGGGCAGCGGCGCCCAGAGACCGGGGAAGCCACGGCGGGGGGUGGGAGAGGCCGAGGGGGAUACCCACGGCGGCGGCUGGGGGGGGAGGAGGGGGGGAUACCAGGCGGGAGCACGGCCGUUCUGCGCGGGCGGGCGGGUGGACUGCAAGCGGCUGCCGCCCGAGGGGGCCACCCCACACCACCACCCCACACCACCUCCUCACACCACCUCCCCCGCCGCCGCCGCACUCGCUCAGGUGCCGCCCGCGACGAGGAGGACGAUGGCUAUGGAGAGACCGAGGCACCCGCUGUAAAUCGAUCGAUGUCUGAAGACAAACGGCGCCGUGACAUUUUGCAAGCGCGCGGUGGCGUCCUACUGCGGCAACAUGUCCAAAGAUGUCAGUUUCUUUGACAAGAAUGGGGAACUGAAAAACUUCGUGGAGAAUCUGAGCCCAACAAAGGGUGGCUUGCUGCUUGUGACGAGUGCAGUGGGCACCCCCAAGGCUCAGCUCAUUGGCGGCAGCCUGGCCUCCCAGUCCAGCUCGCACUCCCCUAUGAUGCUGGGCACCCCCCAACGCACAGCGAUGACAGGUGCCAUCCUGCUGGGCACCCCCAACACCCCUGGCAUGCUCGGCGCCACGCAGGGUGGCGCUGCCCUCAACGACCAUUCCCCGGCGUGGUCCGGGCGGAAAAGCCGCAAGGGAGACAAACGCGGCAAGGGGCUGCGCCACUUCUCGAUGCGCGUGUGUGAGAAGGUGAGGGCCAAAGGCACCACCACCUACAACGAGGUGGCCGACGAGCUGGUGGCGGAGUUCAGCAGCACGCUCCGCGCCAGCCAGGAGACGUACGACCAAAAGAACAUCCGGCGGCGUGUGUACGACGCCCUCAAUGUCCUCAUGGCCAUGAACAUCAUCUCCAAGGAGCGCAAGGAGAUCCGUUGGAUCGGGCUGCCCACCAACUCGGCGCAGGAGUGUCAUAACCUGGAGACCGAGAAGCAGAGGAGGCUCGAGAGAAUAAAGCAGAAGCAGGCUCACCUGCACGAGCUCAUCCUGCAGCAAAUCGCCUUCAAGAGCCUCGUGCAGCGCAACCACGAGCAGGGCCGCGCCGCGGGGGGCGCCCCGCCGGCGGGCUCCGUCAUCCACCUCCCCUUCAUCAUCGUCAACACCAGCAAGAAGACCGUCAUCGACUGCAGCAUCUCCAGCGACAAGUUCGAGUACCUCUUCAACUUCGACAGCACGUUCGAGAUCCACGACGACAUCGAGGUGCUGAAGCGCAUGGGCCUCACGUACGGUCUCGAGGCCGGCACGUGCCGCCCUUGCGACCUGGAGCGCGCCCGCGCCCUGCUGCCCAAAGCCCUUGAGCCACACCUCCUGGAGAUGGCGCGCAGCGGGGGAGCCACACUCGCAGCACUUCCCGCCGGGGAUGCCCUCCCACCCACGAGCAGUCACGUGGAGGCCGGGCUGGUGCUGGACGGGGAGCCGUGCGGGCCGGUAGGAGCGGCACGCGGCGGGACGCCCUUCUCCUUCGCCGACGACGAUGAGGAAGACGAUGAAGAUGACGACAGCGACGACGACGACGACUCCUCUGACUGAAGCCCCGCGGGGGUGGGGGGGGGGGGCAAGGCGCUGCUCCUCCUCCCGCCCCCACGCAUCUUUUAUACGAACGCACGAUUGUUUUGUAACUUUUUUUUUGAUAGCCAGAGUGACGACGAUGUUUUGCGUGUGGCCGCUUUUGGGGGGCCGAACCGGGGUCAGGGGUCAAACCGGGCGGGAUCAACCAUGUCGCCGUUGCCUUCGCCUGCCAGUCCUGUUUCCCUUGAAGGCUCCAGUUGGAGGUGGGAUCCUAUUUGAAGGCCCGAGCGGGAGAUGAAUCGCCUGAAAGCGCGCAAGAGAUACGCGGGCCGGGUGGGGGGAGAGAAUGGGGGCCUUGUGUGUGGCCGUCCCAAGGCCACGUUGGUGCGGUAUUCACCGCCGUGUCUCUCGCGCCGCGCUGGAUCGUAACGGAGCCCCCAUUAGUUACAUUAAAAAGUGGUAAUGAGACAUGGUUGGUUGGUCGUGACACGGAAUUUCCUUUUGUUUGCACUCGUGAGCUGCUUCCCAACGAAAGCGCAAUUUAAACAAAAAAAACGACGGAAGGGAAUCCCCUGCCCCCAAGUCGGUGUUUUGUCGGCGGUUUUGCCCACGAGGGCUAAGAGAUUUCUUGGCCAAACCGAUGCCUGGUAGUUGACGUUGAUUCUGUGCGACCGUUUGCUCGUGUCGUUUGUGGGGGUUACUGACUCAAUAAUUAAUGUGUGGGAUGGCAAACCACAAUGUUGAUUAAAACAAAACAAUCGUCUGGUGCUUGCGUAAUGAGCGCUGGAAACACGGCUCCCCCCUACUUCCAGUCCUGGGACGACCUUCCGCACCGAUGGUGCGAGAUGAGCCGCUCGGAGCGACGAGAGGCAAGCUUGGGGCUCCCGCUCGGGCUUUGUCAAAAUAACUCUCGGUCUGCGGUUCACAUCGACUCGUCCCUCCUUGACCGCCCGGCGCAGGUGCUUAACGAAUCGUGUCGUGAACGUUCCGAACCGGCGUCAUGCCUCUUUGGGAACUCUCACCCCCCCCCCCCCCCCCCGUGUAUUCGCGCUCGUUCUGUCGCGCCAGCAGCGGCGGGCACGCGGGAAUGCGUGGCGCAAACCGUGUCCGUUGAUUCUACAGUUAAUACAUUUUUUUAAUCACCUGUUACGUCAUCCAAAUGUUGGUGAAAUACUCUGAAGUUUCUCACGACUUGCACGUUAAUAAGCACUGCCAGUAUCAAAGCUAGCGCAUGGAGGUUCAAGGGGCCUUGUGAAGUGGAGGUCUUCAACCCACGCCUCUACUGUUCACCUUUGUCUCUCUCCCCCACGCAAGGGAGGCUUGCAGUGCCCAUCGCGGUGGAAUGUAUUUCAGAGCUCGGGGGCGACGCUUGUGUAGACGUCUGGAUCUUGUUUGCGUCGUCGUUGAAAUAAACGCCUGUCCAUUGACUUUUGUCAGGCCGAGUGUGGGCAUGGGCUCACCGACACGAGACCACCGUGCGUCGGGAGUGAAGAGCCCUGGUCCUGGGCCUCACCUUGAACCACGAUCGACCGCGACGGCGGCUUCCAGAUUUGUGUUUACCGCGCUGGACCCUUCUUCCACACCUCGGCUGCUCCUGCGUGCGCGUACAAGUCGGCCCGAGUAGCGAAGUCUUGCACAUGAAAUGCGCUCACGUUUUACUGAAAUCUCGUUUUAACUUUAAAAUCUUCUUAUUGUGAGGUUAUGACUUUCCGUAUGGUGUUCGGCGAAACGAAAGUAAAAAAAGGAACCGCUUUUCUCGUUUCAUUAUUAACCCUGGCGUCUUGAAGCCGGAUCACGUGGUCCCAACGCCGAGGCCUUUGUCAAUCCUGGCUGCUGCUCUUGAUGUUUGGCUGUGAGCACGCAAGACGAUGCGACGACUGCAAUGGCCACGGCGUCAUUGGACAGCCGUGAUGCUGCACCGAACAGACUCCGUCCGCCAACUGUCCUGAUCCAAACUGUGAAGCAACGUCGCUCGCGUCGUCCGCUUACCCAGACGACGAUCGGUGACGAUGUGUUCGGGACGUUGCCACUGCCUCCACCCAUCGUGACCUCGCCAUGCCAUGCGGUGACCGUGCUGGGUCGUCAUCGGCCACGAGGUUUCUGCUCUGACUGGAAGCCGAUUAGCGUUGUGCCGCCAUGGCACACCGGGCCUCGUUAAAAGAACGCCCGCACAUUCCCCACCGCUCCAUCUACAAGCGCAGUCUCGGCGCCGCUGUGUACCUUGGACACGGCCCAUUGACCGUCGUCCGGCGCCGAGGUUGCGUGCUCUGCCGAACGUGACCUUCACCCGCGAUGGGAGAGGGGCAGCUUGGUGGCUCGGCAGUGGUCUUCCCCAUGCCACGAGAUGUCUCAGUAGCCGGAGAACAACGUCAUUGCGCGGUCUGACCGAGCCCUUGCCCCUGCUCCCUCGCACAUUCAACCCAAGGCAGAGGCCGACUGCUGUGGCGGCUGGGGCUCGUGGUCGCCCCUGUGUCUGCACAAGCAGUUGUUCCCAACGUCGUGAUGAAAUCGGUGGGCACUCGUCAACAAACCCUGCUCAGACGGUGCCGAAUUUCCCGAGUCGGUAUCUGACCUGCAGCCCCCACCCCCUCCUCACCCUGUUGCCGCCUCGAGCAAUAAGCACAGCGACUUUAUCAAUAUGCAAGGACGACGUGAGAUUUCAUGCGUCUGUUUGAUUUCUUCCCUCCCUAUUCGCUUCUACGAGCCAGAGAAGUGCGUCUCGUGCUGUCGGUCCUUGCCAGUCCCGUGCCCUCCCCACUCCCCUGGUAACCUUCGUGCCUUAAAGUCAAGAGCCAUCCAUUCAGAGCCGAGCUUGACAUUUCGCAAGAAAAUGUUCAUCGACCGUGACAGCCCAAUUGUUGUGGCCCUACCGGAAUUAUUGUGGCAUUUGAGGCAGGCGGCAAGACGUGGCGACCAGCAGUCCCGGUGUUGGCCCUCGGCCUCGCCGCUGUGGUACCACGCUGAGCCAGGAAGGAGGCUGCUGCCACCCAUCAAGAGGAUCGUGAGAUGGAGCUCAGAUUCGCAACCCCCCCCCCCCAAGCAGGUGACGUGUAAAAGGCAAUCCCCAGUGGCUGAUGCUUUUGGGUUUGUCGGCCGUUGGAGUGGAAUAGGAGGAAGUGGCGACUUCUCAUGUGCUGCUGGUGGAGCCCUCCCCAGUUCUGUGGUUUCAGAAUUGUUUGUCUAAAUCGCACGCUCUUUGGAAUUGGCAGGAAGGCGAGUCAAAAGUUUUGAAAGCGAGAUGCAGUUCUUUAAGGUGUGUUCAGGUGCCCAUUCUGUUCUCUGAAUGAAUGGCGACAGUGCUGAUGGUUGCGAUCUGGGCUGGACUGUGACAUUAAAUGCAAUCUCAUUCUCGAAACUUUCAACUGCCGUGUGCAGUUGUGUGGGUUACUUGCGAGAGUCGCGUUAUCCAAGUCCAUAGAGAUUGGAUGUCGUUUUAGUGUUGUCGCAGAUUCCCUGAACAUAAUUGUUUUUUUUAUAUCAACUUCGGAAACAUUUCCCUUUUGCUCCACAUGGCAGCGGUGAGCAUCGUCACUUCGGAUUCCCCCUUCCCACCCUCCCCCCCGAGUUGCAGUGAGACGUGGUCACAGGUCACCAAGCCGGCCAACCACGCCAAUCGGUUGCGUUGUCAGUUGCGCUCCGCACCGCGGUCUCAAGCGCACGGGGGGGGGGGGGGGGGGGAGGCGUUUCAAAAACAGCGUCGAGGUUAGGCUGAUCAGUGAGCCCCAUCCAUUUCUGGCCGCCUUGGCCACCCACAGCAAAUGUUUUCAUGCCCAAAGUUAAGAGUCUAGCCACGUGGUUUCCGUAAUCAAAAGGUGAUGCGAUGCAAAUUCCUGUUACCACCGUUUAAUGUUUGUGUACAGAGAAUAGGCCAUCCUGCAUUGUGAUACCUUGCCAUUCAAACAUUGUCAAGGCGAUGUUUCCGGCUGUGUUAUGAUCGUUUGCUUAAUGUUUUGUGCUCAUAAGUUGGAAUUUAAGGGACAUUUUCGAGUAACAAACUUAACCUGCUCCUGCCACGCAGAUAGACAACCAACUGCCUUCAGCGCAGCUGCUUGUCACAUUUUUCUGAAUGAAAUCUUGUAAAGUUAAGUGUGCAGAUAUUGGGGUUUUUUCCUCCCCCCCCCCCCCCCCCCGUGUGCAAACUUUAUCAAGAAUUUGACCAUCACAAUCCUGUUUGUAUAAUAUUUCAAUGAGAAUUUGAGCAGAGUUGGGGGGGGGGGGUUAAAUAUAGUUUAGUUUCAAUUGUCAUUUUAUUUGAAACCGUUUUGCGAGUGCUUUUGCAGAUGAUGGCAUUUGUUUGAGGGGUGUUAAAUGUUCAAGUACAUGAUUUAGGGUACAUUGGAUUGAAAUAAACAUCUUUCCUAAA
Molecule: messenger RNA, 5978 nt
Organism: Lethenteron reissneri (Far Eastern brook lamprey)
Lineage: Eukaryota; Metazoa; Chordata; Hyperoartia; Petromyzontiformes; Petromyzontidae
Product: transcription factor Dp-1-like
Biological process (GO): regulation of transcription by RNA polymerase II; regulation of cell cycle
Cellular component (GO): nucleus; transcription regulator complex
Molecular function (GO): RNA polymerase II transcription regulatory region sequence-specific DNA binding; DNA-binding transcription factor activity, RNA polymerase II-specific
Source: RefSeq, a predicted model, not a curated record